AAGUAGUUCAUAUUAAGACAAAAGUCGAGAUAAGAUUUGAUAUCUCCUCGAUUCAGUGACACAAUAGCAGUAAACACUCGAAUUUCGACGCCGCUUGCACCUGUAUGGAAGGUGAGACGAAACCACCGCACGAACUUCUACUCGCCCAGCUGAUUCUAAGUGCUGUAGUCAUUGGACUUGUUGGACAUGCAACGUAUGAAAGUUUUUAUGAAAUCCCGAAAUAUAUCUUUGAAUUUCAACGUGGAAAACAUUAUUUCAGAUUGGCAGGAAAAACUCGCAUCGUGAUCAAUGAAUUCAGGUUAUCCCCUACCGUACUUUUCCUUCUGACGGUGAGCUCUGCGUAUUUCUUCGUCAACUUGUUAUUGUAUUGUACGAACAAGAUUAUCAAGGAACCCAUUUUAAAUGGAACAAUUUUGAUUUUAAUGCAGGAUGUAGUAUUUUGCUUUCUGAUGUUUGCCUGCAGUAUUGCAGCCGUUGCUUAUCCUGGUGAAAGAGCUACAGGAUCCAGAGAGACUGAAAUCAUAAUAGCAUCGGGAGUCUCCAUGUUCUGCUGCGUCUCUUCCGGAGUUGGAGUUUAUUAUUCAUACAGAGUCUACAAAGGACUAUGACAAAGACUUCCUCUGUACGUUAGCUGAACGCACAAAUGAAAGUAUUCUCCUGAAAAUGAACUGACUUAGACUACUGGUGGUUAAGGUUCAAGAGAUUACUCAAUUUGAACUUUACAUCAUAAGUACAGAAGUUGCUAAUAUUUAUUUUUCAAUCGUGCCAAAAUGUUACUCAUCACAAUCCCUUGGGCUAGACUCAACUGUGUUUUAACAUACAAAAUAAAAUCCUUCAAGACAAAUGCAUACAUUAAACUAAAUUGCUUUUUUGUUGAAUAAAAAA
This is a messenger RNA of Stegodyphus dumicola, 885 nucleotides long. RefSeq lists its product as uncharacterized. The record is from RefSeq and is a predicted model, not a curated record. Lineage: Eukaryota; Metazoa; Arthropoda; Arachnida; Araneae; Eresidae.